GCUCUAGCUAAUUAGGCAGCCAAACACAGAACCAGCGGUAUGUAUUUCAGCAUGCACACAAAUCAAUAUUAACCAACUACCAUCUUCAACAAUGGCUUCUUCCUUCACACAGCUCUUCACGCUGCUGGCAAUCAUUGCCGUCGGCUCCGACACCGUCGUUGAAGCCGCACCAGACCUAACUUACAUCUCGGCCCUCUGCGGCGGGGAAAAGGACCCCAACCCUCCUGAGCUGAGCGAUCGAGCAUUCCAAGUAACGGGCUUGGCGGUUAACUUCGCCGUCCCCGACGACUUCGGCUUCUGCGCCGCCGUAAAGAACAAACCCGUAAUGUAUGGUUUCGGCUCGUGUCCCAAUGUUGUUUCUGAAAAUUCCGAGGAAGAUUGCACAGCGUGCCUCAAGUUUGCGCAAGAUUGGUUGCUCAACACCUUGUGCAAGGAUGUGUAUGGCGGGCAGAUCAGGCUCGCGGGUUGUUUCUUGAGGUACGAGACAUAUAAAUUCUGCGACGCUUAAAUGAAAAUCUCGUCCGAAUUACAGUAAAUCAGUUAUAUCCCGAAAAAAAGUCCGUUUGUGAACAAGAAAUGACUUGUGUUAGUAGCUCUUUAUCGGAGUAAGUGUGUUUAUUGUGUCUUCUUACUUCGUCCUUCAAGCUUACAUAUGAUAAACUUUCGGUCUCGUGGUAAUUAAUGUGGAAUAAUACUAAUAAUAAAAGAAGAGCAUUGAUAUAUGCUAACGUUGUGUUUGGGAAAGAUGUGUGCCUGUGUUGGGCCUUCAUACUAUUAUGUAAGCAUUUGCUACGUGCAAAAGUGCGGUAAACUUUGCAGAGCAGAAGUGUUCAUAUUCUUAAUAAAUAAGUGCAUGUUAU
This is a messenger RNA of Linum trigynum, 860 nucleotides long. NCBI's taxonomy places the organism in Eukaryota, Viridiplantae, Streptophyta, Magnoliopsida, Malpighiales, Linaceae. The record is from the annotation of a GenBank genome assembly.